Messenger RNA from Eutrema salsugineum, 2748 nucleotides. Its product is annotated as extra-large guanine nucleotide-binding protein 2. The coding region runs from base 1 to 2589 and encodes 862 amino acids. Gene Ontology annotation, molecular function: guanyl nucleotide binding; GTPase activity; G-protein beta/gamma-subunit complex binding. NCBI's taxonomy places the organism in Eukaryota, Viridiplantae, Streptophyta, Magnoliopsida, Brassicales, Brassicaceae. The record is from RefSeq and is a predicted model, not a curated record. Gene Ontology annotation, biological process: G protein-coupled receptor signaling pathway. The transcript has 8 exons.
AUGGCUGCAGUUUUCAAAAAGUUAUUACCUUUAGCAUCACCGAUUCAUAAAAGGGAUAAUCGCGAUAGUGACGAUGGUGAUGAAAAUAGCAAUAGUUUUCAAAUUGAUUACUCAUUCGCAAGUGAGUAUAAAGGCCCUUUUAUCGCUAACGUGCCACGAGCUAAUCCCGUCGAAGUUGAUCAGAUUCCUACAGCUCUUCCCAUUUCGUUUUCAUCAUUGCCUGGUGAUAUCUCUUACCCGGUGGUCCAACCUCUCGCUAGGACUAAUAGGGUCACCGAGAAACCACCUGAAUCCGCAGCUACUUCAAGCGUUGUUUUGAAAGGACAUCAUGUGGUUUCUGGCUCAUCAUCAUCGUCUUCAUCAUCGUCGAAGAGGUUGGAUGUAGCAGAAGAAGCGGUUGAUUUACCGUUAUCAUCAUCACCAUCAUCUGCAGAAGUAAGAGAGGAUACAGAAGAUGAUUUAAGAGCUUCGGAUUGUUCCAAUGGAGUGGAGGCGGAUGGCGAAACUGUAAAUCGUGUGAAGUUCGUUGUACCAAGUGAGGGUAGUGAAUGUGAUGAAAGCUCUUACAUUUCUGACGGGGAGAGUAUAGCUGCAACGCCUAGAGCUGAGAGGAAAGGUAAAAGAGGGUCUUGCUACAGAUGUUUGAUGGGAAACCGGUUCACUGAGAAGGAAGUCUGCAUUGUCUGCGAUGCCAAAUAUUGUUUCAACUGUGUGCGAAGAGCCAUGGGUGCGAUGCCUGAAGGAAGAAAGUGUCAGAGUUGCAUUGGUAUCAGAAUCGAUGAGUCCAAGAGAGGGAGUCUCGGAAAAUGUUCAAGAAUGCUGAAGCGUCUUCUCACGGAUUCAGAGCUUCAACAAGUCAUGAGUGCUGAGAUCUCCUGCAAGGCGAACCAAUUGCCUUCACGGCUUAUCGCUGUCAAUGACAAGCCUUUAGAUGAAGAAGAGCUUUACAUGUUGCAGACUUGUCCAAAUCCACCCAAAAAGCUUAAACCCGGUGACUAUUGGUAUGAUAAGGUUGCUGGCUACUGGGGAAAGGUAGGAGAGAAACCUUGCCAGAUUAUAAGUCCUCACAUGAACAUAGGAGGGAGUAACAUCAAGAAGAACGCAAGCAAUGGUGACACUGAGAUUUUCAUUAAUAACCGGGAAAUAACCAAGGCAGAGCUCAUGAUGCUCAAGGUGGCUGGGGUGCAAUGUGAAGGAAAGCCUCAUUUUUGGGUCGAUGCAGAUGGAACUUACCAGGAAGAAGGCCAGAAACGUUUCAUCGGGAACAUUUGGAAUAAGAAAAGAGCUAGGCUUGCUUGUGCUGUAUUCUCUCUUCCAAUGCCUCCGACUUCAUCUGCGGUAGAACCAAAUGAUGAGCCCAUUUAUACGCAGAAAAUGCUUAACAAGCUUCUUCUGAUUGGUAACGAGAAAUGUGGCGCCACUACGAUUUACAAACAAGCAAGGUCUCUCUAUGGAGUCUCAUUUUCUGAAGACGAACGUGAAAGAAUCAAAUUCAUAAUCCAAACAAAUCUCUAUGCUUAUCUGGCGAUGGUUCUUGAGGCACACGAAAGAUUUGAAGUAGAGAUGAACAAUAACCAGUCCUCGGAACAAACAGGCGAUACGGGAGAUGAGACCAGUGCUAAAACAGCUAGCUCAAUUAACCCGAGGCUAAAACAUUUUUCAGAUUGGCUUCUGAAAGAAAAGGAAGAAGGAAACCUGAAGAUAUUUCCAGCAUCAAGCCGCGAAAAUGCACAAACCAUUGCAGAUCUCUGGAGAGUACCAGCCAUUCAUGCCACCUACAAAAGACUUCGCGAAACACUUCCCAGAAACGCCGUCUAUUUUCUUGAACGAAUUCUUGAGAUCUCAAGAUCAGAAUACGAACCUUCUGAUAUGGACAUAUUGCAAGCGGAAGGACUCUCAUCUAUGGAAGGACUUUCUUGUGUGGACUUCUCAUUCCCCUCAACAACUCAAGAAGACUCUCUUGAGAGCGAUUAUCAGCACGAUCCAAACAUGAAGUACCAACUCAUCCGGUUAAAUCCAAGAAGCCUUGGAGACAACUGGAAAUGGCUGGAAAUGUUUGAAGAUGCUGACUUGGUGAUAUUCUGCGUCUCACUAACUGAUUAUGGAGAAUACAUUGAAGACGGUGACGGGAUUCGUGUGAACAAGAUGAUUGCAAACAAACAGCUUUUUGAGAGCAUGGUGAAUCACCCGAGCCUAGCUAACAAAAGGUUCCUUUUGGUUCUAACCAAAUUCGAUCUUCUAGAAGAAAAAAUCGAGCAGGUACCUCUAAGAACCUGUGAGUGGUUUGAAGACUUCAACCCGUUGAUCAGCCAGAACCAUACGAGCAGACACAACCCUCCGAUGGCUCAGCGUGCUUUUCAUUACAUCGGGUUCCAAUUCAAGAGACUGUAUGACUCACUCGUGGGACCCUUUUCGAUGCGUGGAAGGAGCUUUAGGCCGAAGCUGUUUGUUUCUCAAGUGAGCUUGGAGAGUGAUGCUGUGGACAAUGCACUGAGGUAUGCGAGAGAGAUUCUCAAGUGGCAUGUUGAAGAAACUUCCAUGUUCCAAGAGAUGUCCACUACCAGCAUCGAGGCCAGCUUGUCCUCUUAGGUUCUUCCAAAAUUGGAAAUUCAUUUUUUUUGUAUGUAAUAUAUUUGUAUGAUAUGUGUGUGUAUAAAUACAAGUUCAUCUUCAAGGGUAGGAUUAGCAACAUACGUGUGAGAAAAAAAUAAAAAUAAAUAAAAGUGAUUACAGAUUUACAGUUGGAGA